UGUGGUAUACAAAUUGGCCAAUUUGUCUGUCUUCUGGGACCUGAGGGGCUCUUGCUGGGACUCAUGGCUUAUGACCGCUAUGUGGCCAUUAGCCACCCACUUCACUAUCCUGUCCUCAUGAGUCAGAGGGUCUGCCUCCAGAUUGUCGGGAGCUCUUGGGCCUUUCGGAUAAUAGAUGGUGUGAUCCAGAUGGUGGUAGUAAUGACCUUUCCCUACUGUGGCUUGAGGGAAGUGAACCACUUCUUUUGUGAGAUGCUAUCCUUGUUGAAACUGGCCUGUAUAGACACAGCCAUUUUUGACAACGUUAUAUAUGCUUGCUGUAUCUUCAUGCUGUUUCUUCCCUUCUCCAUCAUUGUGGCCUCCUAUGCUCAUAUCCAGAGUGCAUGUUCUGCUCAGGCUGGCAAAAAGGCCCUGGCCAUCUCUUCCUCCCAUCGGACACCUGUCUUCCUCUUCUAUGGGGCAGCCAUGUUCAUCUACCUGAGGCCCCGGCGCUACCGGGCCCCUAGCCAUGACAAGGUGAUCUCUAUCUUCUAUACCAUCCUUACUCCUAUGCCCAGCCCCCUUAUUUAUAGCUUGAGAAACCAGGAGGUGAUGGGGGCCCUGAGAAAGGCGUUGGACCAUUGCAGGAUUGGCAGCCAGCACUGA
Messenger RNA from Callorhinus ursinus (northern fur seal), 645 nucleotides. RefSeq names its product olfactory receptor 2V2-like. Gene Ontology annotation, cellular component: membrane. The record is from RefSeq and is a predicted model, not a curated record. Gene Ontology annotation, biological process: G protein-coupled receptor signaling pathway. NCBI's taxonomy places the organism in Eukaryota, Metazoa, Chordata, Mammalia, Carnivora, Otariidae. Gene Ontology annotation, molecular function: olfactory receptor activity.